CUUCGUUGUGAUUUGAAAGCUGAAGCGCUGACCAAGUGUUACUCAUCACAUAGCAGCCAGCUUUGUCAUGGCAUAGCAGUCGCCCCUUGACUGGAGAUCCCGGUACUUAUAUCCCCACCCCAUCCCCGAACCGGUCCUUUCAACUUCACAAUAUCCGAUCAUGCCCCCUACAGAACAGAAGGCCCUCUUUCUCCUCACCCCGGGCGGCGAGUUCGCUGUCAGAAGCAGGUCCGUCCCAUCUCCUGGGGCUGGCGAGAUAUUGGCUAGGGUGGACGCCACGGCGCUGAACCCGGUCGACUGGAAGAUCCAUCGGCAUGCCCCGGACAUCAUUCAGUAUCCCGGUAUUCUUGGAACAGAUGGGGCUGGCGUUGUCGAGGAGGUUGGCGAGGGUGUCACUCAUCUCCAAAAGGGCGAUAGGAUCUUGUGGCAGGGGAUGUUCACGAACGAUAGGGCAACGUUUCAGCAGUACACUCUGGCGACCGCCUACCACGUCGCCAAGCUUCCUGACAGCGUCAGUGUCGAUGAGGCGGCGUCAGUUCCGCUCGGCCUCGCAACGGCCUUCUUGGGCUUGUACAACGAGAAGAAGGAUGGUCAGGGCGGCGGCGCCGGCCUGAUCCCGUACUACAAAUCCACGAAGGCCCAUGAAGGCUCUCCGAUUGUCGUGCUCGGAGGUGCCACAUCUGUCGGUCAAUACGCUAUACAGUUCGCUCGAUUGUCAGGCUUCUCCCCGAUUAUCGCGACAGCCUCCGUCAAACACACAGAGUUUCUCAAAUCACUAGGCGCAACACACGUUCUUUCGCGCACUCUACCUGAUGAUGCUCUGAUCGCCGAGAUUCGUAGCAUUACCUCUCAGCCCGUUGAGGUUGUGUACGACGCGGUCAGUCACGCAAGUACACAAAAGCCCGGCUGGUCUCUCCUCGCGCCUGGUGGUCAGCUCGUCCUCGUGCUGCCGCCUGCUGAGGGUAUCGUGAGCGGUCAGGAUGGGAAGGGUGUAGUGAAUGUGGUUGGGAACGUUGGAUACCCUGGCCAGGUAGAGAUUGGAAGAGAGCUUUAUGCGACGUUGAGUCAGCUACUCGCAGAUGGCUCAAUCAAGCCGAACCGCGUGCAAUUGCUACCUGAAGGACUCGCGGGUAUUCCCCACGGCUUGGACCUGAUGCGUCAGGAGCAAGUCAGCGGCAACAAGCUCGUUGUUCGUCCUCAGGAGACUGCAUGAACAUCCAAUCAUCAUGCCCUCCAUCCUUGACAGCUCGGCGUUCGUUUUUCUGUAGUAAUGCGUGGAUGCGUGUGUAUGGGGUGUCGAACCUGACAGACAUCUUCAACGCACGUGCUCGAGCUCCAACGAUGAAGCAUAUCCCUAUGGGGCUUGGGCACACGACCUGAGUCCGCGUCGCUUUUCAUGAGUUCAUAAUUAUAACUUGCGCAACACGGCAAAGCUUCCUGGCGGCACCGAAGCUUGUUGACACGAAUUCUUGCUCGAGCUGAAUAGUCCUUCGUCCUACGUGUAUUCAUUCUGUACUGAAGGCGAUGCGGAUACCUGACCAUUAUACUAGCUUGGGCAAUCACUGCACGCAAGC
Molecule: messenger RNA, 1574 nt
Organism: Punctularia strigosozonata HHB-11173 SS5
Lineage: Eukaryota; Fungi; Basidiomycota; Agaricomycetes; Corticiales; Punctulariaceae
Product: GroES-like protein
Exons: 4
Coding region: 161-1213 (350 amino acids)
Molecular function (GO): oxidoreductase activity, acting on NAD(P)H
Source: RefSeq, a predicted model, not a curated record